AUUACCAGUAAUCUCCAGGCAGGUUUAACUUACUAUAGCGAGCAAGUUACCUAUAAUCAGUACCUAAGUAGCUGAAUGUUUCUGCCUUGCGACGCAACUCCGUCUCCAAAUUCAACCCCAACUCAACUACGACAGUUACAACUACAAUUCCAGAAUACACUCGAUAAAUCUCAAACCAUUCAACACCAAGAAAAUGAAUCACGAAUGCGAAACCUCACUUGAUUGGUAAUUGGGGGUUUGUUCCUACAUGAACUACGACUAUCACUCCAGAUUCGAAUUUCAUUCACCCCGAUAUUCUUCCCAGCACCUCCGAAUUAAAAGUAGCGAUUAGCAUCAAGCGACACCGCGGAAUUUACUAUCCCCAUGGCUUUACGAAUACAUACCCACUAGGAGACGCCCAGUAUGUCCGGUCGCAAACUCGGAGGAGGGCGAAUCUUGGGUAAUGGGAAAGGUCUCGCACCUCCGGCCCCCCCAGCUAUCCAGAGAGAAAGAGAGAGAGCUGCUAGCCCGUCCGCCCCCUCCGAUAGUACCUUGUCCAUAGGCUCUCCCACGACAUCCAUAUCCCACGACACUCCGAGCCCCUUACCCGACUUUACUCAAGACUUAACAUCCAACAUUAGCUUAGGAGGACCUAGCAAUGGCGGUCAACCAAGUUCUAAGCUUGUGUGUCCUAUAUGCGACGAGGAAAUGUUAACUCUUUUGCAACUAAAUCGCCAUAUCGAUGAUGCCCACCAAGAACUACCCGAAUUCGAACACGAUGAGGUUAAAUCUUGGAUAGACAAGCAGGUCCUUAAAGCCAAGAGAUUUCAACCCCUUUCCCUCAUUAACCAGAAACUCCGUGGUCUUGAAGUCUUUGAGUCCAACGAAUCGCUACCUCCACCUGUACCCGUCGCCGGCCGAGCGAAUAGAGUCCCUGUUCCCGAUCUGCCUCUUGAUCCCGACGAUAUAAUUACCAAGUCUCAUUGGCAACGACAAGGUCCGAACGAUCUAUGCACAGAUCCGGCAUGUGGGAAAAGAUUAGGGGCUGUCAACGGCAGUAUAAACUGUAGACAAUGCGGGAGGUUGUUUUGCGAGGAACAUACUAUGUACCAGAUGAAGCUAUCGAGAUCUGCGUCGCACGAACCUGUGCGGGGCCACUGGUAUAGGGUAUGUGAAACGUGCUACAAGUCAAGAGAAGGGUAUAACGAUCAUAAUGGAUUAGUGAGGGAUCACACUAAAGAGUUCGCGGCGAUACGUAGGAAGAGGGUUGACAGACAGACACUUGAAAUAUCCAGAUUGGAAAAGCGACUAACCAAAUUGACCCAAUUGCUCGCCAAUCCACCUGAGGAAACGGGCGCAGGCGGUAGCACCGGCUUGUUAUCCCCUCUGGCGGCGCAAAGAAAUCAACGGAAGGCGAUUGAACAAUCCGUCGUUACGUGGGAAGAUGACGGGAAAGUUAAUAAGUGUCCAUUUUGCCAACAAGAGUUUGCUUGGACUUUUAGGAGACAUCAUUGCCGGAUAUGCGGGCGGGUAGUGUGUGCGGAUCCGCAAACUGGGUGCUCGUCCGAGGUGGGCUUAGACGUCGCAAGUCCAUCCGCUCGCGCAUCUGAGAAACUUGGAGGUGGUAUUCCAAUAAGUGUUGACGUUCGUAUGUGUCAAGAUUGCAAAUCUACUAUCUUCUCUAAGAGAGAUUUUGUGGAAUCUAUUAUACACAAACCGCCAGAUCAACGGGCUUACGAGACAUUGAAGCAAUUUGAACGUGGUAUUCAGUUAUUAUUACCUACCUUUCAGAGAGCCCUCAUACCAUUACAGGAUGAGAACAAUCCACCCAGUCACGCACAGAUUCAAGAGGCCUCGAAGAUGAGAAAGAGGCUGACGGACAGCUUUACUAAGUACGAUGUAGCAGCUCGACGAAUCCGCGACAUGAAAACGGAUAGUCCUUCACAACAGCAAUUACAAAAAGCUAUACAUCAGGCAGCGUCGUCAUUCCUACACAUGCACAUGCUUCCACUCAAGAAUCUUCCUCGGAUGUUAAGACACAAUAGUUCUAAUUCGACAAGAAAUCGCCUACUCCCGAAUGGCCAUGUAGCUAGUCCACUACGUAAUGGUAGUGAUUCACUCGAGACGGCUAGUCAGACAAGCGAAACAAGUACAGUGGUAUCAGCAUUAGAGACAGAGGAGAAAGAGUUACGAGAACGACUUAUUGUAUUGGAGGAGCAGAAAUACAUGGUUCAGACCAUGAUAAGUGGCGCACACGGCGCUAGACGAUUUGAGGAGGUUAGUGCUUUGACACGUAAUGUCGAGGAAUUAGACGCCGAGAUCGAGAGUAUACGGGGGAAGGUUGCGGCUGUCGAAGAGAAGUGGCAGGGCUUAUACGCAAAUGGUGGACCUGGGUUGGUGUCAUGAUGAGAUUUUCCGUGCACUUUUUAAAUCCGAAGGUGAAGUUGGCGGUGAAUUACUAGCAAAAAACGAACGGGAGAAAGUCUCAGUAUGGAGAGCGAGUGUGAAUAUAUUGGACUCUUUAUUUCUUCCUUCUUGGAAGGUUAUACCAAACAUGGCAUGGCAUGGCGUUGGUUGGGUAUAGGUUAUGUUAUGUGGUUCUAUGUACGAUGUCGCUGGCUAUUUUGCCCUUUAAACCCAAGAAAAGAACUGAUGU
This is a messenger RNA of Hypoxylon trugodes, 2635 nucleotides long. RefSeq names its product VAC1 protein. The transcript has a single exon. Gene Ontology annotation, molecular function: metal ion binding. Lineage: Eukaryota; Fungi; Ascomycota; Sordariomycetes; Xylariales; Hypoxylaceae. Bases 403 to 2385 code for a protein of 660 amino acids. The record is from RefSeq and is a predicted model, not a curated record.